Molecule: messenger RNA, 22074 nt
Organism: Monosiga brevicollis MX1
Lineage: Eukaryota; Choanoflagellata; Craspedida; Salpingoecidae
Exons: 14
Coding region: 1-22074 (7357 amino acids)
Biological process (GO): semaphorin-plexin signaling pathway
Molecular function (GO): semaphorin receptor activity
Source: RefSeq, a predicted model, not a curated record
AUGCGCCGCCACGGCACCACGUCCUAUUGGACGUGGUGCUUGCUUGCAGCGUGCCUCUUGACGUUUGCUCCGCUCAAUACCAAGGCCGACUGUGUUGGCGUUAACAUCACCAGUGUCGAGCCCCGCAUUGGCCUGCCCGGGACGCGGGUUACCGUGCAUGGCUGUGGCCUCGAUGACGCCAACAUCGUCAAACUCGUCCUGGCCUCAGAUGGUGACUCGGUCGGUGAGGGCCAGGAAUUUUUGACUGCCGACUUUGACGCUGCCUCCAAUGACACGGCCAUCCUGGUCACCGUCAAAGCCUUGGCCCCUACGGACAUUUUCGGCCCGGCCGGCGACGUAGCCCUCUUUGACAGUACAACAGCCCUGUCGACGCUCGUCAACGAAUCAGAGUUUGCCUUUCAAGUCCUGCGAAGUUUCACCAUCGAGCCGGCUGUCGAUGCUGUCGAGGUACAGGAUGGUACACGGGUAACGAUGGACAUUGAAUUUGGCGAGGCAUGGGCCAGUGCUGAAUCCAUUGACACCUUUUUGCUGGCCGACAGCGUACCCGCCAUGGUCGAGUCUCGCCGACUGCUGUCUCGUCGCUUUGGCUUUGUCAAGUACGAGUUUGUGCUGCGUGCCGGCCUGGCUGCUCCCGGCACCUUUGGUCAAUCCAUUGUUGUCACAGCACAAGACGGUGCCACCACCACCUACACCGAAUUCAACGUCACCUACGUUGAGGCAGGCAAUAUCACGAGCGUUGUGCCCGAGUCUGGUAUCUACGGUACCACCGUGACCUUGACAGGCCAUGCUCUCUUUGGCGCCGUCGGUGGCAGUGGAGUCGACACCAUCAGCAUCAACGGCCAGGAGGCGCUUGCCAUUUCCUCUGAGACGGCCACCGAAGUCGUCUUUCGUGUGGGGCAUAGCAUUGGCACACUUCAAGAAAACGCCACCCUCCAAAUCGUGGCAACUGACGGCUCACGCACCACCCUCGCAAACGUCUUUGACCGCCUGCUGGACAGCAACGUCACCAGUGUCGAACCCCCCGCGGCGCAAGUAGGCCGCCUCGUGACUCUCACAGGCGAGCGUCUUCUUGGCAUUGACCCAGCCGCUACCCUCACCAGCCUCACUGUCGGCGACGAGGAAGCUGUGGCCGGCAUCGUGUCACAGACGGCAGACACGGUCGUCUUUGUGGUGCCCGCUGCAGCUGCGGCGGGGAAUUAUCCCCUGGCUGGCGAGAGCUCCGAUGACUCGAUCCUGAUCUCUCCCCUCAAUCUCACAGUUGCCGCAAUUUCCGCGGCCACCCCAGUCAGUGGACAGCAGGGCACUCGCAUCACGCUGGAUGGCGUUGGCUUGCUUUCGGGGGGUGCUGCUCUAAGCAGCGCUAGCGUUGGUGGCGUCACUGCCACUGUUCUUAAUGCUUCAGCUUCCCAAGUCAUCUUGGUUCUUGGAUCAGGAGCCCCAGGCGUGGCAGAGAUUGUACUUGUUGCUGACAACGGCUACAACGUCUCGGAUGAUACUCUCUUUAGUUAUAGCCCCCGCUCUACCAUUACCUCCGUCGAGCCCACUUCGGGCCAACAGGGUACACGGAUAUCCGUGCACGGCACUACGCUGCUUGGCGGCGGCACCAACAUCACGUCAGCCGUUGUGGAUGGUGCUCCAGCUGAGGUGGACUUUGCCAACGACACGCUCGUAGUUCUCGUGGCGUCCUCAAACCCACCGGGCGAGGGUGACGUCACCAUUACAGCUGACACGGGCGCCGUGGCCACGCUGGUGGAUGGUUUCAUCUACAUACCCGAGGGCACCGUGUCGACCGUCACGCCCACUUCUGGUGGCUAUGGCACUUCGGGUUGCCCUUGCUUCCGUGUUCCACCCCGCGCGUCGCACCCGCGCCUCUUCACGAUCUUUGCAUGGCUUGUAGGCACCAUCAUCACGGUGCUUGGGACCAGGCUCACCACUCUGGGCGACAACGUGACCGACGCCACCGUUGGCGGCAUAGCAGCUGAGGUUCUCAAUGCUUCUAGUACCUUUGCUGUUCUGCGCGUGGGCAAUCAGACCCAAGCUCAGGUGGCCGCCCCCAUCGUGCUUACAAGCGAUGUCGGUACACAAGCUACUGGCGGUGUCUUCGACUACAUUGACCCUCCUGUCAUUACCCUGGUUUCGCCAUCCGUUGCCGUCACUGGCUCGGAGAUCAAAAUCACUGGCAAUCGCUUAACGUGCGGUGGGGCCGGUGUGCUCAGCGCUACGCUUGCAGGCGUUCCCGUCACCACCAUCAGCGAAGACACAAGCAGCCUCGUCACAGUUGUAGCUGGCCAAAACCCUAACCCCGACGGUAACACGACCGGCGAUGUCGUCCUGUUUUGUUCCAAUGGAGCCACCGUCUUUGCCAGCGGACUCUUUCGCUAUCAACCGGAUGGUAACAUCACCAACGUGGAGCCGUCCUCGGGUCAAUAUGGCACACGCGUUACCAUCCGCGGUCUGGAGCUUCUGGGCAAUCCACCUUCCACGCUCCGGAGCGUCAAACUGGCCGGCGUUGAGGCUACCGUGGUCUCCGCCACAGAUGCCGAGGUCGUAGUCGCAGCCGGCCCGUCCUUUUUUGCACGCCAGGGAGAUGUUGUUAUCGAGACUCGCACCGGUGCCAUCUUCCGGUCCCCGAAUGCCUUUGAAUAUAUUCCCGAGGGCACCGUCUUCUCGGUCACACCUUCCUCCGGCCAAAUUGCAACAUUGGUCACACUCACUGGUUCUAGUCUGCGUGGAGGUGGUGCAUCAAUUGCGCAGCUCACCCUUGGCGGCAUCAACGUCACGGACCUUCGCAACGAGACGGACAGUCUCAUCAUUUUUGCUGUCCCAAACAUGACAGAAUCAGCAACAGCUCGCGAUAUUGUGAUCACAUCCGACACUGGCGCUAGCGUGAUCCGCAACCGCGCCUUUACCGUUCUCGAACCAGGCAUCAUCACCAGCAUCUCUCCCGAAAGUGGCACGCACGGCACCUACGUGACCACCGUGGGUGAGCGACUCCUGGGCAACGGUGCAACCGUCACGCUCGGUGGAAUUGAAGCCCUUGAGCUGGUGCAUGGUAAUGAUACAGUGGUUGUAUUUCGAGUGGGCGAUAACGAGCGCGACACAAGCGCUGCAACCAAUCUCGUCAUUACGGCUGCUUCGGGACCCGCCACGGUGUACUCUGGCAAUUGGACCUGGAUUAACAGCAGCGUUGUCAGUGCCAUUAGCCCAACCUCUGGGCAGCGCGCAACACGUGUGACUUUGACAGGCACCAGUCUUUUGGGUAGUGGCAGCACCAUAUCUCAGGUAUCAUUUGGCGCCGUCAACUCCACCGUCGUGCACAGCAACGACACAUCCAUUGUGGUUCUGCUCGGCCCCAAUGGUGCUCUCGCAGGCAAUGUUUCAGUCACAAUCGAAGCCGAUACGGGCGCGUUGGCUUUUGUGGCUGAGCCCUUCCUUUUGCUGGCACAAGGCACCAUCACAAGCUUCGUUCCCACUUCAGGCACACGUGGGACGCGCAUCACUGUCUUUGGCGAGAACUUGCUAGCUGGGGCCGACAACCUCACUUCCAUUGUGGCCAAUGGUCAAGCACUGACCCCUCUGCACAUCAAUGAUACAGUCAUCGUGGCAGCGGUUCCAAUCGCCGCGGCGGCCUCCUCCGGUCCCAUCCGGCUCACCUUGACUUCGGGGGCAGAGGUGGAAUCGACAUCCGAUUUCACUUUUUUACCACCCGCUACAUUCACUGCCGUGAAUCCGACUUCGGGUGUCCAGGGCACGCGUGUCACGCUGCAAGGCACAGGACUCUUGGGCGGCGCCGCCACGGCCACAGUAUACAUGGGCUUGACCAUGGCCCAGAUUGAUGGCAACGCUUCAGACACCGAAAUUGUGAUCAUUACCCCAGCCGUUCCCCCGGGCGACUACACCUUUGCAGUCGAAGGCGACACCGGCGCCACGAUCACCGCUAAUGAUAAUUUCACUUACGGCGUGGAUGGUAUCAUUUCCGUCGACCGAGAUACAUACUGCAACCGAUACGACUAUCGUCUUGGAUAUGCCGGCCAAUGUUCCAGCCGGCCCCACAUUAGUAACAAUCGUCGCCGAUACAGGCGGGCGUGUACACGAGUGACCAUCUCUGGGUCCAGCCUGUUUGGAAACGGCACUGCCAUUACCUACGUCACCAUCAAUGGCAUCAACGCCUCUGCGAUUGAGUUUGCCAAUCAAACAGUGGUCGUGGUCGUCGCUGGCUACUCGCCAACUGCUACGGCUGCCGGUGAUGUGCUUGUGGUAGCCGACUCAGGUGCAGAGGUCACUGAACAGGCAGCGUUUACGUACGUGAGUGCGGCCGUCAUCACCGCGGUGCAACCACCAGGUCUUCAAAUUGGCAAGCGCAUCACAAUUACUGGCACCAACCUGUUCUCUGGAGCCUCCAACAUUUCCCGUGUAUCUAUCGACAACCAGGAUGUGCAGACGAUUCUUUCCAUUUCCUCGACUGAAAUCGUCAUUCGAUCCCCGGCAGGGCUUGAGGGCAGUGCCGCUACUGUGCGUAUCGAAGCAACCUCAGGUGCCUUUGUUGAGGCAGCUGCUCUUGCAAGUUUUGAGGCCCCAAGCACAAUUACUUCAGUGACACCCCUUCGUGGCAUGAACGGCACGUCGGUGACCGUUCUUGGUACUCACCUUUUUGGUGUUAGCAAUGGGACAACCAUUACCGUGGCGACGCUCGCUGAUGUGGAUGCUCGGGUUCAAUUCGAAAACCAAAGCAUGGUCAUCUUGCUCGCAGGUGAAGGGGCUUCUUUAAAUGGGUCAAUCACACUCGAGGCUGACUCGGGUGCACGGGUCGUAGCGACUGACACCUUUGAAUAUGUGGCCACUCCCGAGAUUGUGGCGAUUUCUCCUGCCUCGGGUGUAACGGGAACGCGUGUGACGUUGAGUGGAGUAGAGCUUCUGGGUGGCAGUGAGGUGAGCCCCACUGUGGAGCUCGCUGGUCUCUCAGCACGCGUACUCUCUUUUAAUGCGACCAGCAUCGUGCUUGAGGCAGGUGCCGGCGUUCUUGAAUCGGGCGUCGCUGUCAUUCGUUCAGCCAAUGGGGGCGUCAUCCACUCAGAUCCGAGUGUCAACUUUACUUUCGUGAACAGCUCAGAGAUCAUGAGUGUUACCCCUUUGAGUGGCCAAGGCGGUGUAUUGGUCACCAUUCAGGGCACUGCCAUGCUGGCAGGAGGCUCAAGUAUCGCCAGCGUACAGUUGGCUGGGAUUGCUGCCACCAUCCUGCCGGGAGCUGCAAACGACACUUACAUCAUCGUGUCAGCUGGUCCCAACCCCACAGGCAAUGCGACCAAUGGGUCGGUGAUAGUUACCAGUGACAACGGCGCAGUCACCUCCUUUGAAACUUUUUUCUAUCUGCAGAGCGGCGUGAUAUCUUUGGUGGAGCCCGCAUCCGGUCAGGUUGGGACCUACGUCACCAUAAGUGGCCGUGAUCUAACCGCAGGAGGAAGCAAUAUUGUCAAUGCUACGGUGGGAGGGUUCGAAGCGAGCGUCAUCGCCCAGAAUGACACCCUGGUGAUACUUCGCCUUGGCCAAGGCCCUGCGUUCUCGGGCGGCACAACGCAAGUCUCUUCUGAAUUGCGCCUCAUCAGCGACUUGAGCUCCUUUGUCGUCGCACCUGACCCCUUUGUUUACCUUGAGCCUGGCGAAGUCUUGCUCGUUGACAACCCGCGAGGACAGGGUGGACUGGAAAUCAAGCUCUUUGGCACCAACUUGUGCGGCAAUGGCGCCACUGACGUAGCGAACGCAACAAUUGUCGGUGUUCCCGUGACAAGCGUUACUGCUGACCAGAACUGUCAAAUUGUCACCUUGGUGGCAGCUUUCAACGACAUCGCAGCGGACGAAACAGGAGAUAUCGUGGUAGAGGGCGACACGGGUGCCGUCGUAACGGCGACCAACGCCUUUACCUAUGUGCCACCCAGCGUGAUUGAGUCCAUUUCGCCGGACGUUGCGCGUGGCGGUGACCAGGUCACCAUCACAGGCGUUAGCCUUUACGGCGGUGGUUCCAGCGUGGAAUUCGUGACCUUUGCAGGCAUUCCGGCGCUCAUCGAAUCUUUCAAUCGCACGGUUAUUAUCGCAACUGUCGGCGAAGGCCCUCGUUCCGUGGACACGCACAUUGGCGACGUUGCCAUCACCACUGACGUGAAUGUUGUCAUCACCAAGGCGAACGGCUUUGCUUAUAGCAUGGUUACCGCCAUCACCCCGGCGUAUGGUCAACAAGGAACUUUGGUCACAAUUCGUGGCCAUGGAUUAUCAGGAGGCGGACUUGAGAUUGUCGGCGUGAGUCUAAUCAAUAUUGAGGCCACAAUCAGAGCGGCCAACGAUACGUUUAUUCUGGUCGAAGCCGCGGCGCAUUCAAUCUCAUCCGCUCAAUCAGGCCUGGCCCGCAUCACCUUGAAUGAUACUCGGACCGUGAUUUCGGAAAGCGGGACAUCAGCCCAAUUCCAAUAUGAAUUUCAGUAUCGUCCCACCGGAAGGAUCACGUCUGUCACCCCGGGCCGUGGGACCGGUGAUUCAAUUGUUACGAUAUCUGGGACUCAGCUGUUUGGUCAUGCCACUGCGUUGAACCAGGUUCUCUUCAACGAGACGGUCGUGGAAAUAUCAAACGCCACAGCCCCGAACACGAGUCAAAUUGUAGUCGUUGCGCCGAAUCACACUGCAGGCGUCGUCGACAUUCGGGUUGAGGCUAGCUCCGGUGCCUACAUCGCGCUUGAGAAAGCCUUUGAGUAUCUUGCACCUGCCAACAUUGACAGCGUUGUGCCCAGCAGCAUCCACGCGGGCACACGCGUCACCAUUAGUGGUACUUCGCUCCUGGCGGGUGCUUCAUCGCUCAGCAGCGUGACGCUUGCCGGUGUUGCUGUGGAAUCUAUUGUAAGUGCCACGGAGAGCUCAGUCGUGGCGGUUGCUGCAGCAUCGCCCGCGGCGGUUGUGGGAGGCAAUGCUGUGCUUGUUUCAAACAACGGGGCACAGGUGUCACUGGCCGGCGUUGUGGACUAUGUCGCCCCCGGGGUCGUGACAAGCAUUGAACCAGCGCGUGUCACGGCUGGAACACUAGUCACUAUCGUCGGUACCACGCUGCUGGGUGGCUCUGCGGCUAACCCUCUGCCUACGGUAGAACUGGGUGGUCAUGUCGCGGCUGUGCAGUCAGCCAACGAGACAAUGAUUGUGGUGAUUGCACCGACAGCGCCAGACGGCAGCAGUAACAUCAGCAUCAUCGCUGCCAGUGGCGCUGAGGUAACCCAUGGUGAUGCCUUUUAUGUGUAUGUGUCUGCCCCGGUCGUGAGCCGGGUCGAGCCUGUGCAGGGCCAAGUGGGAACCAUCAUCACAAUCGUUGGUGAGCAGCUCUUCGGCGGCGCUGAUGAAAAGCCGACAGCUGUGGUGAUUGGCGGCACACCUGUGGCAUCUAUUGAUAGCAACAGCAACAACACGCACGUUAUUGUCACCUUGGCCGAGCCUGCAGUGAUUGGACCAGCCAACAUAAGCUUAACCAGCGCUAAUGGCGCACCCAUCGUUGAGAGUGACACGUCACUCUUCACAUAUUUGGUGGCAGGUGAGAUUACGAAUGUGCAACCCGCCACGGGUACGCGCGGUACGCGUGUAGUUCUCGAGGGUACGAACUUGGACCUUGGCUCGACGGUGACGCGCGUGCUCCUGGGUGGUUCGGUCAUCACGGACUUUGAUGUGGCCGCGGGUGCUGGGCAAAUUGUGCUUACGGCACCUGCCGGCACUGCCGGAGGUCCGGUCAGUGUGAUUAUUGAGACAGAACAUGGGGCCACGGCAACUCUUGCAUCCUCGUGGACGUUCGUGCCCGCUGGCGUUAUCAGCAGCAUUGCCCCUGCCUCGGGUCAAGGCGGUGCCCUGGUGACAAUCACCGGUACCUCUCUCCUGGGGGGCGCGAGCAAUGUGAGCCACGUUCUGGUAGAUGGUAUCAAUGUAACACGCAUUGAAUCACUCAGUAACACGGAAAUUGUGGUUGAGGUUGCUGUCCAACCAGCCGGAGAUGUGACAGGUGUUGAAGGAUCCGUACGCGUUGUUGCCGAUUCUGGUGCUUUUGUGGAGUCACUGGGCUUUACAUAUACACCGGCGCCCAUUGUGACCUCUGUCGAACCGCUGCAAGGUCAAAAGGGCACGCGCGUGACCAUUUCUGGAAGCAACUUACGUCAGGGUGCCAGUGCUGUAUCAGCUGUGCUGCUGGCCGGGCGCUCGGCAACUGUCAUCAGUGAAGACGACAGUGAGGUGGUGGUUGAAGCACCUGAUGGCACGGCGCUCGGACCAUUGCCGGUUGCCGUGCAGGCCUCUUCGGGGGCUAGCGUUUUGAGUGACAUUGCAACCGCAAAUUUCACCUUCUUGGAGCGUGGGGUCGUGAGCAACGUAGAGCCCAGCUCGGGUGGCCGCGGGUCGCGCGUGACCUUGAGUGGCACCAAUCUUUUUGGUGGCGCUGCAGCCCAGCCGACCAGUGUGACCAUUGGGGGCGUUGCGACCUCGAUUGUGAGUGCAAACGAUACAGUUGUAGUCGUCGUUGUAGGCAUUGUGCCGGCAGCCGAUGGCGCUGCGGCUCUUGAAGUCGUGGGCAGCGCCGGUGCUGACAUUGACGAGACGGUCACGUUUGAGUUCUUGACACCCGGGGUGCUAAAUAGCGUGGCGCCUGCCAUCGGUGUUUUUGGUACGCGCGUUACCUUGCAAGGCACUGACCUUCUGGGUGAUGGCAAUAGCGUGCUUGAUGUGCUCUUGAAUGGCGUCUCGGCGUGGGAAGUUGAAUCCUCUUCCCAAACUGAGAUUGUUGUGCGAGCGCCUUACAGUGCCACAGGCUCAGCUGCUCCGGGCGAGGUCCGCAUUAUUAGCGAUACGGGUAUUGUGACCACGCGUGCUUCAGCGUUCAGCUUUGGCAGCCCUCCUGUCAUUGCCGGCAGCGACCCUGCUUCGGGCGUGAAUGGCACUGAGGUUCUGAUUUACGGAAGCCACCUCAAGGCUCACGGCACGGCACCACAAGAGGCGCAGUCAGUAUCUCUGGCUGGCAUUGCGGCCACCAUCGUGAGUGCCAACGAUGUGUUUCUGCGUGUGGUGGCUGGUGAUGGCGCGGCUGGCACAACCGGUCCAAUCAUCGUUGAAACGCUUUCAGGCGCCGUCAUUAAUUCGAGCACUACAGGCAUUACAUUUACCUACGUUAGUGAGGCCAAUGUAACGGCCGUACAGCCUGCCCAGGGCGCGUAUCGUACUUUGGUGACGCUACAGGGCGAGAGCUUGCUCCAGGGUGCUGCGCGUGUUACACGCGUGAGCAUGGCUGGAGCAUUGGCCACGGUCAUGAGCUUCAAUGAUACGCAAAUUGUGGUGCAAGCCGGCGUGCCUGCCAACGAGGAUGAGAUUACGGGUGAUAUUGUUGUCGAGUAUGACACGGGUGCACGCCUUGUGGUCGAUGAUGGUUUUACCUACGUAAGCUCGCCCACCAUUACGGAUGUUGUGCCAGCGCGUGGUGUAGAGAACACUCGAGUGACGAUUAGUGGCGUGUCGUUGGGUGCUGGUGGUGAGGUGAUCGGUGUAACGCUCGCUGGCGUGGCGACAACGAUUGAGAGUGCCGGCAAUAGCACGUACUUGAUCGUUCGUGCGGGAGCAUCACCGGCUGCCGGUGGCCGCCUGGGCGCUGUGGUGAUUACAUCAAGCAAUGGGGCACGUGUGGAACGAGCAGGUGGCUUCCGCUACGUGGCUACGCCUGUUGUUACGUCGGUGAGCCCGGCAGCCGGUAUUCUUGGUACGCGCGUGACCAUUCAAGGCACCAACCUCCUUGCUGGUGCCUCUACGUUGGAGGGCGUUAGCUUGGGUGGUGUGGACGUGCUUACCAUUGUCAGCGUAAGCGAUACGCAAGUGAUUGUCGAAGCUGGCCAUGGUCUUGCGGCCAGUGACGUGGAUGUUGUGCUUACGAGUGUGGAUGGUGGCAGCGUGACUGGCGCGGGUGCCUGGACUUACCUCACUCCCGGGGAAAUUCAGGAGGUGCUACCGUCAUAUGGUGGCCGUGGCACUCGAGUUACGCUCACAGGCGUCAGCUUGCUGGGGGGCACCAACACCACACUGACGGCAGCCAAACUAGGCUCCGUGCCCAUCGAAAUUGUCUUCCAGAAUGAUACGCAGGUUGUGCUUCGCCUUGAAGCCACCUCGGGCCAGCUGCCAGUGACGGGUAGCGUGUACGAUGUGAUCUUGGAAGCCAGCAGCGGUGCGCGCAUCGUCAAGGAGGAUGCCUUGUCGCUCAAUGCCACGGGCGUCCUUCAAAGCGUUACACCGACCAGCGGUACGACGGGAACGCGAGUGACGCUGACGGGCACGGCACUUGUUGCUUCCGGCAGUGAUCUCAGCUCAGUGACAAUUGCUGGUGUCGCAACGACGGUGGAGUCGGCAAGCAGCACUGAGAUAGUAAUUCGACUACCUGCCGGUGUUGCGCCGACCUUUGGUGCUGCUAUUGAGAUCCUCUCGGCGUCGGGCAGCUACAUUCGCAAUGCCAGCGUCUUUAAUCGGUUAGAGGACGGCGUGAUUCGUAGCAUCUUACCCUCGUACGGCGCGUCUGGCUCUGUUGUCACUCUUUCAGGGUUCCGCCUGUUUGGUGGGGCGACCGGCGUUUCUUAUGUGACAUUGGCAGGUGUCAAUGCCACCGUUCUUAGUUCAAGCAAUGACGUGAUCGUUGUUCGUGCAGAGCAAGGUCUCAGUGCUGGUUCGCCACCUUCGCCGGUUACUAUUUUCGCAUCGAGCGGAGCCAUUAUUCACAAUGCUUCAGAUAUUGCCUUUGAAUAUGUUGAGACCGCCGUGAUUGCUAGUGUCACUCCUGCCAGCGCACGACCCGGUGCCAUCGUGACAAUUCAUGGUAGCGCACUGUUGCGCGCUGGCACAGCGGCAAGUUUUGUGGAGGUCGGUGGCAUCAAUGCGAGUGAAAUAUUCAGUGCACAAAGCAACGACACUCGGGUUGUCGUGCGAAUUGGUGACUUUGCCGGACCAGUUCCAACAGAGACCUCUGUUACGAUUGCACUUGAUUCUGGUGCAUCGGUGACGAGCCCUGCUGAUGUGUUCGAGUAUUUGGCCGCUGGAAACGUUACCAGUGUGCAACCACCAUCGGGCCUCUCUGGUACUGUUGUUACGGUGACUGGAUUUGGCUUUUUCAGCGGUGGAACGGCCGUCUCCUCAAUCGUAUUGGGUGGUGUUGAAGUUGAAAGCUCAUUUGCCAAUGACACGAUGCUCGUCUUCGUUGCUGGCGAUGGUGUUACUGGCAACAGCAGCAUCAUUGUGACCAGUGAUACCGGGGCAACUUUUGAGGCUGACAAUGUGUAUGAGUUUGUGGCUGACAGCGAGAUUGAGCUCAUCGAGCCUGCGCGUGGUUCGUGGGGUGUUCGCGUAACGAUCUCUGGUCGCAAUUUCCAUAUCGGUGGCGCCAAUGUUGAUCAAGUUCUUCUUGGAGGUGUUGUUGCUUCUAUCAUCUCCCAAAGCACCACUCGGGUAAUGGUCCGAGCUGGGCAAGCAGUGUCGACUGGUCUGGGCGACGUAGUGUUGGAGCUUGAAAAUGGUGCUCGGCUGCGAAAGUCGCGUGCUUGGCUUGAGGAGCAACCAAGUGAAAUCAUUGCAAUCUCACCAUCGAACGGUACACAAGGCACUCGCCUGACGAUUGCUGGUCAGCAUCUUCUCGGCGAGACUGUUGCGGCCAACAACGACAUUCAAACUGUCUUCCUUGGCGACAUCGAAGUUGAACCAAGUUUUGUCAAUUCGACCAUGGUGGUUCUUCGUGUUCCCGCUCGGGCUGCAGGCAUUGUUAAUGUGACGCUGGAAACGACGCUGGGUGGGCUUAGCUUUGCAUCUGAGGGGUUCACUUUCUUGGAUUUGCCGAGCAUUUCUGCGUUUACACCUGUAAACGGCCAGGCCCAAACGCGGGUGACUGUAUCUGGUGUGAACCUGCUAGGCGGCGGUGUCACGCUAGCCUCAGCCACCUUGGCCGGUGUUGCCGCCACCCCCGUAGCGGGCUACAAUGAAUCUUCUAUUAUCCUGAUUGUCCCUGACGCUCUUGGCUCAGGUCCGGUGCGAAUCGAGGCCGACACUGGUGCAUUCGUGCAAUCUACGUCCAACUUUACAUUCCUGGACCGUGGUAGCAUAACCAAUGUGCAGCCAGAGCGUGGCGUUGCCGGAACAACAGUCACCAUCAUUGGCACAGGCUUGCUGGGCGGUGGCACCAGUUUCGAUAUGAUCAAACUGGCCAAUGUUAGUGUCGCCACUAUUCACGCCGGGAGCAACGACACGUACCUUGUUGUCGAGGCCGGCGAUGCGUUUGGCGGCUUCGCUGGCUCGGUGCAAAUUUAUGCUGAUACAGGUGCUUUGGUUGAAGGCCAAACCUUUGAAUAUAUCGAGGAAGGUGCAAUCGCUUCAAUUAUUCCUGCAAGCGGUCGCUGGAACACCCUCAUAACCAUCUUGGGAGAAGGCCUGCUGUCAGGCAGUGAUCUUGCUCAGCUAACGCUGGCUGGUGUUGACGCGACACCAAUUACAUGGAAUAAUACUCAGAUUGUGGCGCGUGCAGGCGUCGGUCCGGCUUCUGAGCUGACCGGCCAAGUGCGAAUUGUAGCCACCACAGGUGCUACCGUGGUUGGCAACUCAAGCGUUGCCUUCACCUAUGUUUCCGAAGGGCGAAUUGAUGCCGUCUCUCCGAACAGUGGGCGCGCAGGCGUCGAAGUCGCUUUUGCCGGCGUCAAUCUGUGCGGUGGUGGAAACCGCAUCGUGCAAGUUUUUCUUGCUGACUUUGAAGCCAACGUUUCGAGUGACUCGUGCAGCUUGCCAAAAGCAAUUGUUGGCAACUUGAACACGCCGGGGGUCGGCAGCGUCCUUUUAGUGGCCGACACUGGUGCAAAGCUGGAGAAAGCCGCUGCCUGGACCCAACUGGGGGAUGGUACUAUUUCAGGCAUAACUCCCAGCAAAGCCCAGAGCGGCGAAAGUGUGACCAUUAGGGGCGAUGCCAUGUACACUGGCAGCAUUAACGAUGUCCGUGUUCGCCUGAGCGGCAUCGAUGCCGUCGUGCAGACAUCACUGUCCAAUUCCAGCUACAUUAUUGCAACAGUUCCAAACGGUCCCUCGAGCUUGGAAACUGCAACCGGUGAUGUCAUUGUGCAAACUAGCAGCCUGUUGGUGACGCGCUUGGUAAACGGCUUUACUUAUUCGAUCAUGCGUAACUUUCAGCCCUCCUCUGGUAUGGAGGGCACUCGGGUGACUGUCACUGGCGUUGCACUCACCGGAAACGAUGGAACGUUGGUUGGCGCGACGGUCAAUGGCAUCGCCGCUUUGAUUGAACAUCAAAACGAUACUUUGGUGGUUCUUAAAUUAGGUGCUCAAGCAACAGUCACGGAUUUGAGUAGCACGGUGGUGUUUACAACAGCAACACAGACCGUGAGCAGUAGCAACGUUCCGGCAUCGCUUCGAAAGAGCUUCACGUACAAGCCUCCCGGUGUAGUUGCUUCAGUCAAUCCAGCAAUUGGUCUUCCUGGCACUCGCAUCACAUUGGUGGGCACCAAUAUGUUUGGAUAUGGCUCUGCUUUGACUUCGGUGACCUUGGAUGGUGCACCGGCUGUGGUCGUGGGAUCCAGCAACACUAGUCAUAUUAUUGUUGACGUUCCUGCAGGCGGCACCGGCGAAUCUGACCUCAUCAUUACCUCGGAUACCGGCGCAACGGUCAAGCGUGAGAGAGCCUUUGAGUAUCUUGCACCUGCCAACAUUGACAGCGUUGUGCCCAGCAGCAUCCACGCGGGCACACGCGUCACCAUUAGUGGUACUUCGCUCCUGGCGGGUGCUUCAUCGCUCAGCAGCGUGACGCUUGCCGGUGUUGCUGUGGAAUCUAUUGUAAGUGCCACGGAGAGCUCAGUCGUGGCGGUUGCUGCAGCAUCGCCCGCGGCGGUUGUGGGAGGCAAUGCUGUGCUUGUUUCAAACAACGGGGCACAGGUGUCACUGGCCGGCGUUGUGGACUAUGUCGCCCCCGGGGUCGUGACAAGCAUUGAACCAGCGCGUGUCACGGCUGGAACACUAGUCACUAUCGUCGGUACCACGCUGCUGGGUGGCUCUGCGGCUAACCCUCUGCCUACGGUAGAACUGGGUGGUCAUGUCGCGGCUGUGCAGUCAGCCAACGAGACAAUGAUUGUGGUGAUUGCACCGACAGCGCCAGACGGCAGCAGUAACAUCAGCAUCAUCGCUGCCAGUGGCGCUGAGGUAACCCAUGGUGAUGCCUUUUAUGUGUAUGUGUCUGCCCCGGUCGUGAGCCGGGUCGAGCCUGUGCAGGGCCAAGUGGGAACCAUCAUCACAAUCGUUGGUGAGCAGCUCUUCGGCGGCGCUGAUGAAAAGCCGACAGCUGUGGUGAUUGGCGGCACACCUGUGGCAUCUAUUGAUAGCAACAGCAACAACACGCACGUUAUUGUCACCUUGGCCGAGCCUGCAGUGAUUGGACCAGCCAACAUAAGCUUAACCAGCGCUAAUGGCGCACCCAUCGUUGAGAGUGACACGUCACUCUUCACAUAUUUGGUGGCAGGUGAGAUUACGAAUGUGCAACCCGCCACGGGUACGCGCGGUACGCGUGUAGUUCUCGAGGGUACGAACUUGGACCUUGGCUCGACGGUGACGCGCGUGCUCCUGGGUGGUUCGGUCAUCACGGACUUUGAUGUGGCCGCGGGUGCUGGGCAAAUUGUGCUUACGGCACCUGCCGGCACUGCCGGAGGUCCGGUCAGUGUGAUUAUUGAGACAGAACAUGGGGCCACGGCAACUCUUGCAUCCUCGUGGACGUUCGUGCCCGCUGGCGUUAUCAGCAGCAUUGCCCCUGCCUCGGGUCAAGGCGGUGCCCUGGUGACAAUCACCGGUACCUCUCUCCUGGGGGGCGCGAGCAAUGUGAGCCACGUUCUGGUAGAUGGUAUCAAUGUAACACGCAUUGAAUCACUCAGUAACACGGAAAUUGUGGUUGAGGUUGCUGUCCAACCAGCCGGAGAUGUGACAGGUGUUGAAAGAUCCGUACGCGUUGUUGCCGAUUCUGGUGCUUUUGUGGAGUCACUGGGCUUUACAUAUACACCGGCGCCCAUUGUGACCUCUGUCGAACCGCUGCAAGGUCAGAAGGGCACGCGCGUGACCAUUUCUGGAAGCAACUUACGUCAGGGUGCCAGUGCUGUAUCAGCUGUGCUGCUGGCCGGGCGCUCGGCAACUGUCAUCAGUGAAGACGACAGUGAGGUGGUGGUUGAAGCACCUGAUGGCACGGCGCUCGGACCAUUGCCGGUUGCCGUGCAGGCCUCUUCGGGGGCUAGCGUUUUGAGUGACAUUGCAACCGCAAAUUUCACCUUCUUGGAGCGUGGGGUCGUGAGCAACGUAGAGCCCAGCUCGGGUGGCCGCGGGUCGCGCGUGACCUUGAGUGGCACCAAUCUUUUUGGUGGCGCUGCAGCCCAGCCGACCAGUGUGACCAUUGGGGGCGUUGCGACCUCGAUUGUGAGUGCAAACGAUACAGUUGUAGUCGUCGUUGUAGGCAUUGUGCCGGCAGCCGAUGGCGCUGCGGCUCUUGAAGUCGUGGGCAGCGCCGGUGCUGACAUUGACGAGACGGUCACGUUUGAGUUCUUGACACCCGGGGUGCUAAAUAGCGUGGCGCCUGCCAUCGGUGUUUUUGGUACGCGCGUUACCUUGCAAGGCACUGACCUUCUGGGUGAUGGCAAUAGCGUGCUUGAUGUGCUCUUGAAUGGCGUCUCGGCGUGGGAAGUUGAAUCCUCUUCCCAAACUGAGAUUGUUGUGCGAGCGCCUUACAGUGCCACAGGCUCAGCUGCUCCGGGCGAGGUCCGCAUUAUUAGCGAUACGGGUAUUGUGACCACGCGUGCUUCAGCGUUCAGCUUUGGCAGCCCUCCUGUCAUUGCCGGCAGCGACCCUGCUUCGGGCGUGAAUGGCACUGAGGUUCUGAUUUACGGAAGCCACCUCAAGGCUCACGGCACGGCACCACAAGAGGCGCAGUCAGUAUCUCUGGCUGGCAUUGCGGCCACCAUCGUGAGUGCCAACGAUGUGUUUCUGCGUGUGGUGGCUGGUGAUGGCGCGGCUGGCACAACCGGUCCAAUCAUCGUUGAAACGCUUUCAGGCGCCGUCAUUAAUUCGAGCACUACAGGCAUUACAUUUACCUACGUUAGUGAGGCCAAUGUAACGGCCGUACAGCCUGCCCAGGGCGCGUAUCGUACUUUGGUGACGCUACAGGGCGAGAGCUUGCUCCAGGGUGCUGCGCGUGUUACACGCGUGAGCAUGGCUGGAGCAUUGGCCACGGUCAUGAGCUUCAAUGAUACGCAAAUUGUGGUGCAAGCCGGCGUGCCUGCCAACGAGGAUGAGAUUACGGGUGAUAUUGUUGUCGAGUAUGACACGGGUGCACGCCUUGUGGUCGAUGAUGGUUUUACCUACGUAAGCUCGCCCACCAUUACGGAUGUUGUGCCAGCGCGUGGUGUAGAGAACACUCGAGUGACGAUUAGUGGCGUGUCGUUGGGUGCUGGUGGUGAGGUGAUCGGUGUAACGCUCGCUGGCGUGGCGACAACGAUUGAGAGUGCCGGCAAUAGCACGUACUUGAUCGUUCGUGCGGGAGCAUCACCGGCUGCCGGUGGCCGCCUGGGCGCUGUGGUGAUUACAUCAAGCAAUGGGGCACGUGUGGAACGAGCAGGUGGCUUCCGCUACGUGGCUACGCCUGUUGUUACGUCGGUGAGCCCGGCAGCCGGUAUUCUUGGUACGCGCGUGACCAUUCAAGGCACCAACCUCCUUGCUGGUGCCUCUACGUUGGAGGGCGUUAGCUUGGGUGGUGUGGACGUGCUUACCAUUGUCAGCGUAAGCGAUACGCAAGUGAUUGUCGAAGCUGGCCAUGGUCUUGCGGCCAGUGACGUGGAUGUUGUGCUUACGAGUGUGGAUGGUGGCAGCGUGACUGGCGCGGGUGCCUGGACUUACCUCACUCCCGGGGAAAUUCAGGAGGUGCUACCGUCAUAUGGUGGCCGUGGCACUCGAGUUACGCUCACAGGCGUCAGCUUGCUGGGGGGCACCAACACCACACUGACGGCAGCCAAACUAGGCUCCGUGCCCAUCGAAAUUGUCUUCCAGAAUGAUACGCAGGUUGUGCUUCGCCUUGAAGCCACCUCGGGCCAGCUGCCAGUGACGGGUAGCGUGUACGAUGUGAUCUUGGAAGCCAGCAGCGGUGCGCGCAUCGUCAAGGAGGAUGCCUUGUCGCUCAAUGCCACGGGCGUCCUUCAAAGCGUUACACCGACCAGCGGUACGACGGGAACGCGAGUGACGCUGACGGGCACGGCACUUGUUGCUUCCGGCAGUGAUCUCAGCUCAGUGACAAUUGCUGGUGUCGCAACGACGGUGGAGUCGGCAAGCAGCACUGAGAUAGUAAUUCGACUACCUGCCGGUGUUGCGCCGACCUUUGGCGCUGCUAUUGAGAUCCUCUCGGCGUCGGGCAGCUACAUUCGCAAUGCCAGCGUCUUUGAUUGGCUGAGCGAAGGUGUCGUGACCGAUGUUGCUCCUGCGCGAGGUUUUGCUGAAACUUUGAUUACUUUAUCUGGACGCUCUCUUCUUCUCGGCGGCGCAAGUAGUGCGCUCAGCGCUACUUUCAAUGGUGACUCUCUCGAGGUUGUGGCGGCUUUUGAUCAAGCUGUGGUUGUUCGUUUUCCGCAGACAUCUGCAACUGAAAUUAACAGCUCCGUCGUGCUGAGCAGGGUAGAUGGCGCAUAUGCAUCAUCCUCAGUGAUUACUCUGCUUGCUUCUCCAACUAUCAUUUCGGUUGCACCUCAAAAUGCCACUGCGGGGGCAUUGGUGACUCUUGAAGGCAGCAAUCUGCUUGGAGGGGCAACAGGAAUUUUCUCAGUACUUUUGGGUUCCACAUCCGCGACAUUGACCUCGGCUUCCGAAGAGCGCAUUGUCUUUUCAGUUCCAUCUGGGCUGACACCCGAAGCGUACAAUGUCACAGUGCGAAACACAAACAACGGCGUUUUUGUCAGCCCGAUUGCCUUGAGGGUUGGUCACAUAAGCACGAUUGAAUCCAUCGUUCCCUUUUCUGCACACCCAAGUGUAAUUGUAACGAUUUUGGGCAAUAACCUAGACCCAGCAACUCUGGCAUUUGUGCAGCUCGGCGGGGUGAACGCGACCAUUCUGAAUGCCAAUUCUACUGCGAUUGUUGUUCGCGUCCCCGUGCGUGCCGCUGGCUUAGCGGCAGUCUCUUUGCAUCGGAGUUCAGGCGCCGUCAACUCUGAAGCGAAUCUAUUUCGAUUCCUUGCUAGUGCUUCAAUUGCCGCUGUCACUCCGCCCAGAGGCUCUCUCGGCACUCGUGUGACGAUUGAUGGUCAAAACUUGCUCUUGGGCGGUGCUGUAUCCGCUGUGCAGCUGGGCGCUGUUCCUGUCCGUGACCUCAUAUCAACUUCCAAUUCCCGCGUGGUUGUGUCAUCAAACAACACGAUGGCCGGCGCCAACCUUCUGCUUCGAAUUGAGUCUACAUCUGGCGGCUUCGUUGAGCUUUCUGCGGCUUGGAAUGCCACCGCAGCUGGUCAAAUCUCAUCUCUUUCACAGGAUGUCGGUGUCGGUGGAACGCGAUUGAUGGUCGUUGGUCAAGAUCUUGUGGCUGAGGGGUUGUUGCCCGUGGCCGUUUCCAUCGGUGAUCUUGCAUGCACCAUCAUUGACAGUACCGACCGGCACAAUAUCGUGAUUGAGUUACCAGCCGCCACGACUGGUACUUAUGAGGGUGUGAGUGUGGUCGCAGAUAGCGGUGCCGUGGUCGAGAAUGCCACGCUUGCUGUGACCAUCUUACCUGAACCACAGAUCAUCAGCAUUGAGCCGAUUUCGGCCCAGCUUGGCACUCAAGUGACAUUGCAUGGUACCCAUUUGCUGAUGGGUGGAACGAGUGUGGCGUCGCUCAACUUGUCCACUGCUGGCGCAGACCUCAUUUUCAUCAAUGACACAAUGCUCGUGCUGACAGUAAAAGAGGAUGUUGAUGCGGUAACAGUACAGUCCAUCAGUUAUACAGUGGAUACUUUCGCUUCGCACACCUCUACGACAACUUUCACGCAACAGAUCGCCGGUGCUGUUAACACGGUGUUCCCAACAUCUGGUACCGAGGGCACGCGCGUCACACUCAGCGGCGAGGCCUUGGACGGCUAUGGCAAUGAGGUGGCCCUUGCGCUGCAUGGCAGCUCCCCUGUGACCAUUUUGUCACAAAAUGCAUCGGUAUUGGUAGUCGAGAUGCCGGCGUCUUUUGCUUCUGAUGAAAAUUUCACUCUUGUCGCGGACACUGGCGCUGUUGUGCGCUCGAGUGUACCGUUUGCCCGCCUGGAUGCUGCGACUGUAGCUGCAAUCUCGCCCGCAGAAGGACAGCUUGGAACAUUUGUCAACAUUUCGGGUGCCAAUCUUCUUCAAGGCGGCGUGGCAGUGGCGACUAUCGAGCUUGCCACCGCGACCAUGGAAGUCCUCAGCGCUACGGAAGAUUUGCUGCAGCUGCGCGUGGCCCAAGCAAAAGCGGCCGGUCAAGCUGGCGGCCUGGUGUACCAGAUGGAUACAGGCGCUCGCAUUGCCCUUGCCAGCCCGACGUUUACAUUUGUCAGCGCAAACUCCAUCGCCAUUGUCACGCCCGACCAAGGCGCGGCGUCAACCGUGGUGACCAUCGUGGGCUCGUUGUGCACUGGUUCGGCCAGCGUGAGUGGAGUAUAUUUUGGCACCUUUGCCGCCCCAAUAAGCUCAAGCGCAUGCAAUCGCGUCGUGGUGACUGCCCCAGCCACUGGAUUGAACUCAUCUGUAGACGUCAUGGUUGAGUCCUCCAGUGGCGCUCGGGUGUCGGCCGUGGCUGGAUUUACCUACUUGAGCGACGGUGCCAUCAACUCAGUCGAACCGAAUGCAGGACAAGCUGGGAGCCGAGUCACCAUUCAAGGUGAACGUCUUCUUUCCGGCAGCACCACUCGACCAGACGUGCUUUUUGGAACUGCUCGGGUAGCCGCAGACGCCUACAAUGACACCUUCAUUGUGGCUACAGUUCCAGCGGGAGCGGGCAGAACCGACGUUGCCGUCGAAAGCGAGUCUGGGGUGGCUAUUCGUCUACUGGAUGCCUGGACCUACUCGACCAUCGCCAGCGUAAACCCCAACAGUGGUCAAGGUUCCACCUUGGUGACGCUGUUGGGCGUGGCAUUGCAAGCGGGGGGUUCAUCUGUGGUGGGUGUGACCUUUGGCACAACAGCAGGCAAUGUCGAGUUUGACAACGAGACCAUUGUCGUGGCUCGCGUUGGUGAGGACGCCGUGUUGAGCGACACCCCAGUAGAUAUUACCCUGACCAUGAACAACGGUCAAGCAGUUGUGUUGAAUAACGGAUUUACGUACCGCCCUGCCGGAGCCAUCACUUCUUUGACACCUGCCUCGGGACAGCGUGGAACGAUUGUGUCAAUUCAAGGCAACUCCCUACGUGGCUAUGGGGGUGCAGUUGAAGGGGUACAGCUCAAUGGCAUCGAGGCAACCAUCCUCUCUGAGAGCGAUAAUCUGGUGGUGGUUGCUGCAGGUCACAGCGCUGUUGCUGGGGCUGGGGUCGUGCGCUUAACGGCCGACUCGGGCGCUGUGGUAACGUCUACCGGUGGGACGACGUUUGCGUACGUUGAGCCAGCACAGCUCACGGCCGUGACUCCAAACACAGGUGCCAAGGAUACCCGUGUUACCAUUACUGGCUCAUCGUUGCGUCAAGCGGCUAGCACCAUCUCCUCCGUGGAACUGGCUGGCGUGCUGGCCUCAAUCGUAUAUCAAAAUGACACUGCCAUUGUGGUGCGGGCCGCUGAGGGUGUGGCGACUGGUAGCUCCGAAAAUAUUACGAUUACAGCUGAUUCCGGUGCUUUUGUGACCUUCAUCAAUACUUGGCACUAUGUACCGAGUGGCGAGAUUGAUACCAUUACCCCUGCUUCAGGACAGGCGGGCACCUUCAUUACGAUCCAGGGCAGUGAUUUGCGAGCAAACUCAUCAGCCGUGACCUUGGCUUCCAUCGGCGGGUCGCCGGUGCAAAUUGUUUUUGAGAAUGAGACUCUGGUCAUUUUGCGUGCCAGUGCGUCCAUCCCUGUGGGAAGUCAAGAUGUCCUCUUGGAGGGUGCCAGCGGCGCUACCAUUGAAGCCAGUGCCUCUUGGACUCAAGCUGCUCCUGGCGUCAUCACGAGAACUGAUACGGAACUCGUAGUGGAGUUGGAUGACGCUCCUGCUGGCGCGGUCAACGUAACCGUUCGUGCUGAUACAGGUGCUGAGGUGGUGGCUGCUUCAGGGGCAUUCACAUAUCUGCCGCGCUCCAGUAUCGCGGCACUUGAGCCCAGUAGCGGCCAGCUAGGAACGAUUGUGACGCUGACAGGCUCAAAUUUGCUGGGUGGCGGCAGCAACGUAGUGGUGCGCUUUGGCAGCAUCAAUACGACGGUGUUGCAGGCCAACGAUACCGUCAUUGCAGUGGCUACCGGGGCCAAGCCGGAUACUCUCUCGAGCCUUGACUUGGUCGACGUCACCGUGGUGGCGGAUACGGGUGCUCGAGCCGUUUUGGUGGAUGGCUGGCAAGUCGCUCCACCAUCAGCCAUUAGCGCUCUUUCCGUGGCUCGUGGAACACGCGGCACGCGCGUCAACAUUACAGGCACCCGCUUGUUGGCUGAUGGUACUGCGAUUGUUCGAGUCACGUUGGCUGGUGCGGAAGCCACCAUCUUGCAGGGUAACAGUCAAGACUUUGUGUACGUGGCUGCUGGAGAUGCAAAUGCUGGCGUGGGUGAUGUGGUUGUGGAGUCAAACAAUGGCGCUACGACGGUUCUAGCUGGAGCUUGGAGCUACCUCGAGCGAGGUGACAUCACUGCAGUGCUGCCAGCUACGGGCGUGUAUGGCACGGUGGUGACUGUGCGCGGUGAUCGGCUCUUGGGUGGCGGCUCUCGCGUGGUUGCUGUAUCCCUCAAAAACAUUGAGGCUGCACAAAUCCUAGUGGAUGACUCGGACAGUGAGAUCAUUGUGGUUGCAAAUCACGGCGAUCCAGGCGUGGGCAAUGUCACUCUUUACGCCGACACCGGUGCCAUCGUCACCACGAGUUGCUAA